AUGUCUACAUACCCGUUGAAUAUGAUGUUGCAACACUUGCUAACUUACGUACGUUCAUUUUGCUCAAUUCGAUAUGUAGUUAAAUUUUUACCAACCGGUUCGUUGGCUCCGAGAUUAAAUAUUUAUAGUCAUGUAUUAUUAAGUAAAAAUGCAAAACAGUAUGAUGAUUGUGCGUGUUCGUCAUCAGAUUCCAAUGUGUUAUAUACUUCAAGUUAUACAGAUCUUAUUAGCAGUAAUGAUGAUAAUUAUGACGAACAAAAUCGGAAUUCAUAUCUAACUUCUUCACCCUGUUAUAAUGACAAUCGAAAUACUGUUUUAAAUUCAUUUUCUAUUUCUAAUUCACGUAAAAAUUUAAAAAAUGAUCAAGAGUCUAAUAUUCCAGUGUAUUAUGUUGAUUCAUUUUCCAAUACAUAUACUAGUUUCCCAAAUUCUGAAAUAAAAUCUUUAAAAAACAAUACUGGUGAUAAUGAUAGUCAGAAAUUAAUUAUGAAAUCAUCAAACAAAUUACAGUACAAUAAUUAUAGAUAUCGUCGAAAAAAUAAAAGAGGAAAGCGCUUUAGAGAUUCUACCAAAAAUAAUGGCAAACUGUAUGAUAAUAAUAAUAGUACUUCAGACACUACAAACACCUCUGAUGAACAUUUUCAUUCAUCAUCUAGAUCAAAUCGUAUUUCACAAUUGGAAGCUGAACUUUCUCGUUUAAGAUCACAAAUUGCUCAAUUAAUUUUAGCUCAAGAAUUAGGUAAAUCAAGCACGUCUGACGUAGAUCGAGAUCGUUUUCUUCAUCGUCCAGAUGCAGAUGGUGAGAGUGAUACUGCCACUACUACUGCUGCCAUCGCUGCCACAGGAUCACCUAGUCUGAUGCAACAUGAUAAAACAAAGUUUUACAACAAUCUGUCAGAAUUUCCUAUUCCUUCAGUUAGUUCAACUUCAACAUCAUUAAUACUACCUCCACCACCAAUACCCCCUCCACCGCCACCACCGCUCAUGAUUUGCCAUCAAAAUGUAAGCACUUUCAAGCAAAAAUGA
Messenger RNA from Schistosoma curassoni, 1026 nucleotides. The record is from the annotation of a GenBank genome assembly. Lineage: Eukaryota; Metazoa; Platyhelminthes; Trematoda; Strigeidida; Schistosomatidae.